CUGUGAGCGAUCUGGUUUAUAUAUGUGUCAUCAUAGUUUAGACAAUACAAAAUGAAAAAUCAUUUUAAAAUAAAUUCUUCUUAAACUGGUAAAUUUAUUUUAUAAAAGUAUUGAUAAUUAAAUCAAUAUUAUACGUAUCACUGUCCUUUUGUUGCAACGACUAUUCCAUAAUACCAUGUAAAAAUAUCAUUCACUUAAUAAUACAGAUAUAAAACAAUUAUUAGCAACAUUUCAAACUUCAUUUUGGUUAAAAGAAAAACAAUGGUUUGUUAAUUGUGAUCAUCAUCAUCUUCCAAAUAUUGGUUAUCGUAACCUACAUAAUGUUCAUUUAUAUACUUUACCAUAUAGUGAUGAACAAUUUUAUUUAAGUUUGUCAACAAAAACAUUAACAAACGUUUGUAAAGAUGAAUAUUGUACAAUAAAAAAUUUAUAUUUUUCAAUUGAUAGUCAAUAUAAUACGAAUAUAGAGAAAUGUUAUUAUUUUCCUAAUCUUGAUUCAUUAACUAUUUGUAAUUUACAUAAACUAAUUUCGAUUGAUAAUCUUAUUAAUUUAUCACAAAUUAAACAUUUAACUAUUAAACAAAAUAAUACGAUACAUUCUGAAGAAUUUUUAUCAUAUAUAUUAGUACAUUCUACAGAAUUACAAUCAUUGACAUUAUCCUGGCAUACACUUGUAGAAAUAACAAAAGAAUUUACCAAUCAACAAGUAUGUUUAUUGUUAAAUAAACAAAUCAAAAAUUUAAACUUAUU
This is a messenger RNA of Rotaria sp. Silwood2, 750 nucleotides long. Lineage: Eukaryota; Metazoa; Rotifera; Eurotatoria; Philodinida; Philodinidae. The record is from the annotation of a GenBank genome assembly.